AUGGCCCAGUCGUCGCAUCCGUGCUCACACAAGAUGGCGAGCAACAACAUCCCCAAACCAAAUUCUCCCGCCGUUCUUUCGACGCCCCCGAGCUUCAGGAGUCGCCAUGAUUCCAUCAAUUCAAUAUCUACGGCUUCGCAGGCCGACAAAGAUCAGCUGGCACAUACUCUCAACAGGAUCCAUACGUCAGCAAGCCAGUCCGACUCCUUGACAACGUUCAACGACUUCGCUCCUCCGCCCGUGUCUCUUCCGGCGGCAGAAACAAAGGUCCUGGCGGGAGAAUUGGUCCAGAAUGGGCUCAGCGGGCUCUACAGCCGCCUGAAGGAGGCCGUUGGUGCCGUCGGUGCCAGACAGCAAGACGCGGACGAUGGUGAUAGCUUCGACGCUGCUUCAAAACGCAGCACCAGCACCUCGGCCACCACCCCGAAGAUACCGAUCGCCUCGCUCGCUCGAGCCGAAACCGCUGCUACGGGCUCGUCGUUCAACUCGGGAACGACCCACGACAGCCCCAUGACCGCCACGUCGUCGGGAAUCAACACUGCCAUGUCUGAUAGUCAGCCACACCCACCACAGUCGUCCAAGGCCACCUCCAUUUCCGCCAUGACAGCCUCCAAGUCGAGUGCUUCUAGCCGACAGACCAUACCUAGUGUAGCAAAGGCCUCCGCCGUCACUGCCAUCAAUCCCGAGGUUGCCCCGGCUACAGCACCGAGAAGCGUGGCGCGAAUGGAUGAUGGGCCAGGCCGGUCAUCCGGAAGACGAAGUAUCAGUAAACAGCCUGAUCCCCGGCCGCUCGUCAUCGGUGCCGAGAGCUUGCACAAGUUCGACGUUCUGGAGCCCAAACACGGUGGAGGCACCGAUCGAAGCUAUACGAGCGGCCGGCCGAGACGCGAAGACGUCGCUGUGGAUGGCCCUGCGGACAAGGCCUUGAGUCCGAUCAAGACCAAUGCACCCCAGUUGCCCAAGUUGCAAACGACAGACCCGCGUUCUCCCGUGUCCUCCACUGCGUCUAUGAUGCUUGCGCCCAAGAGGCCGGCUGUCAUUGACCGCAUUAGUCGCUCCAGGUCGCCGGGCUACGCGCCGUCAAGGUCGUCGUCAAUGGAGCAUGUCACCGCCGAGCCUAGUCCGAUCAGUACGACUGCUCACGACUCUGUUUAUCACGACUCCUUCGCCCACGACUCCCAGCCCAAGCAUGGAAGAACCGGUGCCCUGCGUAUUCCGGGCACGACGACUAAUGAGGGCGCGCCUGAUCAGGUGAACGCCAGGCUUGAUAGGAUGCGGAGGCAGGUGUUGAGCAAAGAGUUCUGGAUGGCUGAUGAAACGUGCAAAGAAUGUUUCAUAUGCGGCCAGCCAUUCUCGGCCUUUAGAAGAAAGCAUCACUGCCGGACCUGCGGCUGCAUCUUCGAUUCCAAAUGCACAUCGAUCAUUCCAGCUUCAAAAUUUGGAAUGACUGGGACGCUGAGAGUGUGCAAAACUUGCUUGAAGGUCAUCAACCAGCGACUUUAUGAAGGAAGCGGCUCUGACGACUCUGGAGACGACUCGUUCCUACCAGCAUUCUUUCGCCAAACCAAGGCAACCCCAAAGGUCACGCAGGCGGAGGCCGAGCCCGAAGAGCCCAGCUUUGCUGACCGAAUGGAAGAUUUGGGCGACUCCAGAUCUGUCCAAACACCCAUGAUGGCAAUCCCUGCGACCAGGAGAAUCAACGAUUCCAAUCGAAACUCGGCAAUUCUGGAGAUUGACGCUCCACAACUCAGCCGUCCCAGCUCCUCUCGGUCUUUGAGAUCACUAACGUCGGCGAAUCGGCCCCAGUCAUCAGGACAUAGGCGGCAUCACUCAAAGCAUCACAAUAAUUUCAUGGCGAGGUUCAAGCCAAUGCCGGACGACAGGGCACCGUUCCGCAAAGGGAUUACGGAGGAGAUGGCCAAAAAACCAAAGUAUCCUGCCUUCCACGACGACAACAUCAUCGACCCUGAGUUGGCUGCCUAUAUGUCAGACGAGUCCAGCGGUGAUGAACAGAUGAGCAUAUUUGCCACCAUGUCAAACGCCGACUUACAGCCGUCUAGCUACGACCAUGAAAAAUCGAGUUUUGGACCGUUUCUCAGCACAGGGCGAAGGCACCGCCUUGGCCGCGGUGAAAAGAGUGUCAGUGGGUUGAGCUUCACAAGCCGUGGGAUGGAUGACAACGCUGGUUCCGGAAGCAUCAUUGGUCACAACCGCCCAGGGAGGAGACGCAACCUGAGCAACGUGAGCCACCAGAUGCGUUCCCCGCGCCCCAAGUCCGGCAUCUUCAACAAGGGCCCUUCGGUAUCAAACGAGAACAUGUUUGCAAUCGAAAACCCAGCGAUUGAGGCUACGAAGCUGACGAGAAGCGAAUCGAUGCAAGCAGACAAACAGCCGCAGGUGGAGCUCAACCCAUCUAGCAUGCUGCAUGUGAAGAGGUUGUUGCAUCAGCUACUCGAGGACUCGGGCAUACCGAACGUGCCUGCAUGGGAAAGGGCUUUGGUUCCCAUCCUGCUCCAGUGCACUGACGAUGUGACCCCUGACAUCAGGGUGGGAGACGACAUGGACAUACGGCACUACGUCAAGCUUAAGAAAAUCCCGGGAGGUAAACCAGGCGAUACAAGCUACGUUUCGGGUGUCAUUUUCACAAAAAACCUCGCCCUCAAGAGCAUGCCCCGGCGCAUUCUCAAUCCCCGCAUAGUCAUCGUUUCCUUCCCGAUCGAAUAUCAGCGGCACCAGCAACACUUCAUGAGCCUACAGCCAGUCAUCGAACAGGAGAAAGAGUUUUUGCGGAUUGUCGUCAACCGCAUCAUCAACCUUCGUCCCCAACUACUUCUUUGCGAAAAGUCCGUUUCGGGUGUUGCGUUGCAGUAUCUGUCAGAGGCUAACAUUGCUGUUGCCUACAACGUCAAGCCUUCAGUCAUCGAAGCAGUAUCACGCUGUGCAGAGACUGACAUCAUCUCCUCUCUCGACAUGCUGGCUCUACAGGUUCAAGUCGGUCGGUCUGGUGGUUUCGAAGUCAAGACCUAUGUUAACAAGAACUACCCCGGGAAGAAAAAGACGUACAUCUUUCUAUCCGGAUGUUCUGAGAAAUUGGGGUGCACCAUCGCUCUCCGCGGAGACUCGACGGAGGUUCUUUCGAAGAUGAAAAAGAUCACCGAGUUCAUGGUCUAUGUCGUCUACAACUUGAAGUUGGAGACAUGCCUGAUGAGAGAUGAGUAUAUCCAACUACCCGCUGAACCAGAAGAGUCGCCAUCACUGGCAUCAUCCCUUCGCCAGCACCCAGAAGAUGCCCCUCGCUCUCUUAGCGCGUCAACGGAGAUUGGAAAGAAUGGUCCGCAGAUCACCAAAACAUCACCCACCGACUCUGAGCUCCCGUCUCAAACGAGUGACGGCACAUCUUUGGUCACUGCUGAAGGGACCGUGUCGUCCGAUCAAACCGAGGAGCCAGCGACGGAGGAACGGCCCACUCUUUUAUCUCUUCACGCGUCUCAUGUUCCGCCCACGUCUCCCGAGUCUCAAGUGCCAGAAGACGUGCCGAUGCCGACAUACUAUAGCGAUAUGGUGGCGAGAUACGAGACAAAGAUUUUGUCGGCGUCCCCGUUCGUCAAGUUCGCUCAGCCUUACUUGCUCAUGAAGGCAAGAGAGCAGGAGCGGAGGCUCGUUUACCUGAAGCGUUUGCGGGACCAGGACGUAGUAGAAGAGCAGAUCGACGCUGAAAAGUCCAAGUCGCAGAAGUUCCAGCUCAUCAAACCUGAAAUGGUCCACGCCAUUGGUCAGAAGGCGCCACGGCAGGUCAUGGAGAUCUUACAUGCCGUCCACGAUGCCGAAUACGACAAGGCUCUGUACAAUUACCAGACCCAAACAAGGCAGUGGGAGAACUACAUUCAGGGCAACCUUGAUCUGUUCGAUCCCUAUUCCCACCAGAAUAUCGUCGUGCUGUAUUCGGUCAUCUGCUCAGAGACAAAGAUCCCCUGCUCCGAACCAGGGCUAAUUGCAAUCGCAUUUUACGAUGAGCACGUUGACGAAAGCGGCAGCAUGGAUCCGGACUGCACUCUCGGCCAAUAUAUCGAAGACUUGUGCAUUAGCAAGGACUCGAUCUGUACCUCCAACGGGUGCGACCGAAAGAUGACAGGGCAUCAUCGUACUUAUGUGCACGAUGAGUCGCGAGUCACUAUAUUCGUUGAGCCAGCAGCCAAAAGGCGCAACUUGGACGGCAUCACAAUGUGGAGCUACUGCAAAACGUGUAAAAAGGACUCUCCUGAGAUGGGCAUGUCUGACAGCACGUGGAAGUACUCUUUUGGCAAAUACCUCGAGCUCCUCUUUUGGAGCAGGGGCCUGCGGCUCCAUGAGAUCACUGGCUGCCCUCAUGAUCAUCAUCGCGACCACAUUCGAUACUUUCACUUCCGCGACACUUGGGUCCGGAUCCACUACGACCCUAUCGAUCUCCUCGAAAUCAUCGUCCCAAGAGCUCGUAUCACCUGGAAGGUUGAGAACGAUCUCAAGCUCAAAAACGAGAUUUUCAACAAGAUUGAGGAGCGUUGGGCUCGUUUCAUUAAUUCCGUCAAACUUAGACUCAAGAGCAUACGCAUUGACAGCGUCUUGCCCGAGAAGGCGGAUGCGUGUAAAGCCGAGGUCGACAGACUCGCCAAAAAGGCACAUGACGAUCAAGUCGCCUUGAUACGCAAACUUCAGGAGACAUACGUCAAUUCCAAGUACUACGAGGUCAUCCCGUUCAAUGCCAUUGUGAGGGAGAUGCUGGAGAAGGCUGGUGACUGGGACGCCUCGUUCACAAAGUUCGAGACUGAUUUCCUGCCCGACAAGGACUUGCGGCAGUUGACGAUGAUUCAACUUAAGAAAAUCUUUACCGACAAUGAGUCGAGGGAGUCUCUUCCCUCAAUAGAUGGCAACUCAACUGUUGAUUCCGGGGAGCCCCCCUCUCAGACAUUCUCUGACGCAGACGAGAAAGUUUCAACCCAACCCACGGAUCCAACAGAGCCGAACCAAGAAGGGGCUACAGGGCCAGCCGAGGAAGAGCAUGGGAAACAGGUAGAGCCCGGGCAGGAGGGUCUGGAAGAAAAAGAAGCCUGUCUGUCGUCAGAGCCUGAAAAGGAAGCUGAGCAAGUCGAAACAAAGGAGGACACCGCUGGCAGGGAGGUUCCUGAAUUGUCUUCGGAAGCUAGCAAAAGUGACACACCGAACGACACUGCGCUGCACAGAGUGGAAUCCCUAGACUUGGCCACCACUCCGAAUUCGCCGAAAGCCAAGGGGCUCUUUCCCUUGGCCCCCAUCAACCCGGUUGGGGAGACGUCAGCAACUGCUAGCAAUGCCGAGCCGACGUCCCCUAUCGUGGCUAGGCCACCGCUUUCGACAGCAUCAACCAACAUCUCCCUUUCCGAGAAGGUCGAGCAACUUCGCCGUGAGCAACAGAUCAUGGGUGCCGAAACAUCCCAAGGCGGUGAGCCAUCUGAGGCGUCAAAAGCAAAUCUGGAACGAGCUUUGGCUCGCAGGGCUCCGAUGGUUAGGACCCUAUCGCAGCCGGCGCAAACGUUACCGAGGUCCCAGUCUAGCUUUGCCAAAUCAAUCGUGCCGAAGGAUACUAUGGGAGCCAACGAUGCCUCGAGUGAAACGUCAUUCAAGGUAGAUAAAAAACCGUUUGACCGGUUGGCAUUGGGAAUGAAAAGUCAUAGGAAGGCUGGCCCCUCUUCCAUCCCUCGGCUUAUCACCAAGAAGAAAGAUACCCACGUGUCGUCUCAGGUAUCUCGGAUCGCACGGCAUUUUGAACAGUUGAGUCGCGAGUUUGAGAAAGAAAGGCAACGGGAGGACCGCAGGAAGCGCCUUGCCAAGGGCCAUCAACCUCGUGCAGGUUUGCCACGCUCAGCCACCAAGGCCAUUGUGGAAGUCUACCACAAUAUCGACAAUGCCGUACAAGAACCUGGGCCGUCGAAUAGCAGCGAGAUCAAGAUUCUCGAGCCCAAGACAGCGCCAGUCACCCCAGCACCUUUGGGGACUGUGCAAACGGAACCCGACAUGAUGCCACCCAUGGAAGAGUCGCACCCCGCACCAGAGGCUCCUCCUCUGACUGAAGAGCAUCAUGUCGGCGGGGAGACUGACGAUACCGCGACCGUCACUGCUAGCCACGGUGGAUCCGAUGACGAGGGGCAGAGCGAUACUGAGCAGUCCAUUCUGGAUGAUCUGCUGCCCGACGUCAAAGAAUUGGCCGACUCUCUUGAGCCCAGCACGGAAAUUCCCCUGGAGCUGCCAAAGCAUCAAAAGACCAGCUUGAUGAAGAUGCUCACCAACUUCUGGGCUGAACGGUCUGCGAGUGGUUGGCCCCAGCUGGACUAUCCAGUCAACGCAAGCGAUCACAUCUUCCUGGAUUCCGAUGUGAUUGUCAGGGAGGACGAACCUAGCUCCGUGAUCGCAUUCGCCCUAAGUUCCGAUGACUACCGCACAAAGUUGACCGACAUCCGCCGCCAAGAACGCAUGGCGAUGCAAAAGGAUUACGAGCCCAACUUUGACGGCAGGUCUUCAGGGCUGUCUGACACUGGUGGCGAAUUCAUGAUGGAAGAGGGCGAGCUGGAGAAGAGUCUGCUCAGAGCAACAGGCACACAUCUGAAAUACCAGUUCAAGGAAGGGUCUGCAACCAUGCUCUGCAAGAUCUUCUAUGCCGAACAGUUUGAUGCGCUGCGUCGCAAAUGCGGCGUUGCAGAUCGAAUCGUCGAAUCCCUCUCUCGGUGUUUGAAGUGGGACUCCAAGGGCGGUAAGACAAAGUCGGUCUUCCUCAAGACCCUCGACGACCGCUUAGUUCUCAAGGGCCUAUCACCGAUUGAGACAUCGGCUUUCCUGCGAUUUGCACCAGCUUACUUUAGCAUCAUGGCAGAGGCUCUGUUUCAUGACUUGCCCUCUGUCAUUGCCAAGAUGCUGGGUUUCUUCCAGCUAAUUAUCAAGAACCCAGUCACCGGCGUCGAGAUUAAGCUGGACCUGCUACUCAUGGAAAACCUAUUCUAUGAUCGCGGCCCGACACGGCUCUUUGACCUUAAGGGUUCUAUGCGCAAUCGCAAGAUUCAGUCCACGGGCGAGCAGAACGAGGUUCUCCUGGAUGAAAACAUGGUGGAGUUCAUCUACGAAUCUCCUUUGUUUGCUCGCGAGCAUUCCAAAAAGCUUCUGAGAGCAUCCGUCUGGAACGAUACUCUGUUCCUCGCAAGGCAGAACGUCAUGGAUUACUCCUUGAUGAUUGCUGUAGACGAGGCCAGAAAGGAGCUGGUCGUUGGUAUUAUCGAUUGUAUCCGGACGUACACAUGGGACAAGAAGCUCGAAAGCUGGAUCAAGGAUCGUGGGUUUGCGGGCGGUGGCAGAAAUCGUCCGACGGUGACGAGUCCCAAGGAGUACAAGUCACGUUUCCGGGAGGCGAUGGCCAGAUACAUUCUCCAGGCGCCAAAUUGCUGGCACCAGUUCGGCGUGCCCCAACUCAACAACACUAUGAGGACGCGGUUCGAAUCAGAUGCGAAGGCUGAGUAG
Messenger RNA from Colletotrichum higginsianum IMI 349063, 7518 nucleotides. Its product is annotated as phosphatidylinositol-4-phosphate 5-Kinase. The coding region runs from base 1 to 7518 and encodes 2505 amino acids. Gene Ontology annotation, cellular component: endosome membrane; fungal-type vacuole membrane. The transcript is spliced from 4 exons. Gene Ontology annotation, biological process: phosphatidylinositol phosphate biosynthetic process. The record is from RefSeq and is a predicted model, not a curated record. Gene Ontology annotation, molecular function: metal ion binding; 1-phosphatidylinositol-3-phosphate 5-kinase activity; ATP binding. Lineage: Eukaryota; Fungi; Ascomycota; Sordariomycetes; Glomerellales; Glomerellaceae.